UGUGCAGAGGAGUGAAUGCCCCAUGUUGUGUUAGUGCCUGUCUGCCAUGCUGGCCUGUCUGCCAGGACCAGGUGACCUCUCCUUUCAGCUUCUUUCUUACACGCAGAUGAACACUGGACUUCAGAAAUGGGACACUACACAGAAAAUGAGAUCUGCACAGUAUCCUACCCCAGCAGAAUUGGAUGCUUAUGCUAAGAAGGUCGCCAACAAUCCACUGACUAUCAAAAUCUUUCCAAACAGUGUCAAGGUUCCCCAGAGGAAACACAUACGCCGUACUGUGAACGGACUCGAUACUUCGUGCCAGAGGUACAGUCCCUACCCGUCUCAGGCCACCACGAAAACGGGCCUCCUGGCGAUAGUCAAAUCCCCAGCGAAAGGCAUCAUCAAAGACUUUGACGGGACGCGCGCGCGCCUGCUGCCGGAGGCGAUGAUGAAUCCCCCUUCCGCGCCGUACGUUGCACCUAGCACUUUAACCCACCCCCAGGCGCUUGCUCGCCAGCAAGCUCUCCAGCAUGCACAGACUUUGCCGCACCCCCAGAGCAUCCCGCAGCCACAGACUCUGCAGCACCCUCAGGGUAUUCCACAGCCACAAAGCUUACCGCACCCUCAGGGGAUACCGCAGCCGCACCCUCAGAACAUGCCGCAGCCCCAGGGCUUGCAGCACCCUCAGACCAUGGCACACCAGACUCUGCAGCACCCCCCGAAUCCUUUGCUGCAGCCGGGUUUACAUGGAAGCAGAAAGAUGCCGGAUGCAGAUGCGCCGCCGAAUGUGACCGUGUCUACCUCAACCAUCCCCCUCUCGAUGGCUGCCACCCUGCAGCAGAACCAGCCGCCGGACCUGAGCAGCAUUGUGCACCAGAUUAACCAGUUCUGCCAGGCCAGAGCUGGCAUUAGCACUACCUCAGUGUGUGAGGGACAGAUCGCAAACCCCAGCCCUAUCAGUCGCAACCUGCUUAUCAAUGCAAGUACCAGGGUAUCUACUCACAACGUCCCCACGCCCAUGCCUUCCUGUGUAGUAAACCCUGUAGAUCAUGCUGCUGCUGCUAUCCCUCCUGCCUCUGUUAACGUGCCCAUGGUGAAUAUUAACAGGGUGCCGCCCGCCUACCAGAACGACAUCAAAUCGGUGGCGUGGAACCAGCACCAGCUUGCGCAUCUGCAGCAGAUGUGCGGGGAUGCUGCUGGGCCCGCUGGACUCGCAGGGAAGCACCCUCCGAGAGAGAUCGCGGGGCAGAGCUUUCCCGGCAAAGCUUCCAACUACCCUCAAGAACUCUGCAUGGGCCAGUCCUUCAGCUUGAAGCCCCCCAUGGAGAAGCCUACGCCUUCGCCCCCUGUCAACGGCUUGCAGGGACCCUUGCCAUAUACCAAUGGGCACUAUUUCCAGCCCAUCUGGAAUAACAUUCUGCCCACACCCAACAGUGACAGCUCUGGGUCCCAGGACCUCGCCAUGCCUUUCCACGGGGGACAGCCAGCCGGAGCGCCGCUCGAUUGCGCGGGAGGAACUCAUUACAGAGCCGGGGCUGGCCCAGCCAGCCAGAAUAAUGUGAUGCAGACCAUGGAUUACCUAAGCGGGGACUUCCAGCAGUCCUGCUUCAGAGAUCAGAGCAUGGCCGUGCUGGGAAAAGUCCAUCGGCCUCCCAUGAACCGAGCACCUGAACCAACCGAUAGUCGAAAUCUUCAUAUUCAACACCCAGGGUAUAGAUAGGCUGCAGUCACUUUCACAGACAAAACAACAAAAAAAAAAAUUAGAGGUUUAGUCUUAA
Eurypyga helias (sunbittern) is the source of this 1760-nucleotide messenger RNA. RefSeq names its product family with sequence similarity 222, member B (gene FAM222B). The coding region runs from base 47 to 1702 and encodes 551 amino acids. The transcript has 2 exons. The record is from RefSeq and is a predicted model, not a curated record. NCBI's taxonomy places the organism in Eukaryota, Metazoa, Chordata, Aves, Eurypygiformes, Eurypygidae.